Molecule: messenger RNA, 348 nt
Organism: Paramecium pentaurelia
Lineage: Eukaryota; Ciliophora; Oligohymenophorea; Peniculida; Parameciidae
Source: the annotation of a GenBank genome assembly
AUGAUGAAAAAAGUUAACAAAAUGAAAUAAAUUCAUCAAAUAAUAUAAGAAAUGUUGAAAAACUAAAUAAAAUUAUCAGAGAUAUUGUUUCACCAAUAAAGACUAAAAUUAUAACAUAAUCAUAAUUCUUUGAUUAAAAUUUAAGAGGUAUCCAUAAUUAAUCUCAAAUUUAAACUAAAAAUUAAGAAUCACAAUCAAACACUAAUUUAAAUUUUGACAUUCAUAAAUAAUCCUUUAUAUUAUCUUCGAUAUAAUAGGACAAAUUAAAUUCACCAAAAAUUAAUAAUAAGAAAAUUGAUGAAAUCUCAUUUGAAAGAUCUUCUAUUAAAAAAGAUAAAUAGAAUAUGA